This is a messenger RNA of Penicillium verhagenii, 2622 nucleotides long. Its product is annotated as putative histone-lysine N-methyltransferase (Ash1). The record is from RefSeq and is a predicted model, not a curated record. Gene Ontology annotation, biological process: regulation of DNA-templated transcription. Lineage: Eukaryota; Fungi; Ascomycota; Eurotiomycetes; Eurotiales; Aspergillaceae. Bases 1 to 2622 code for a protein of 873 amino acids. Gene Ontology annotation, molecular function: protein binding; histone H3K36 methyltransferase activity. Gene Ontology annotation, cellular component: chromatin; nucleus. The transcript is spliced from 4 exons.
AUGGCGCGCCGAACCUCCCGCCUGGCCGCGUCCGCAACUCCCGCUCUCGCUGACGUCCCUGCCACACACGACACCCCCGACGACACGAUGAGCCUCGACGUCCCAGAGCAGCUCCUCACACCAGAGGCCAGCCGCUCUGAGACCUCAAGCAACACCGAGAACGCGUCGAAGGAGGAGCCAUCGACACUGCCACGGAGAUCAACACGAGCCACACGCGCAUCGUUGCAGGCCACCGAGGCGCUCGAGAACACACCGGUCAAGAAGAAUGACACCGCCACCUCAUCAAGUCAAGCCUAUGUCGACAGUCUGGCCAGCGCAAAGCGCUCGCGGUCUGGGCUCAGACAUAGUAUCGCCGUGAUGCAGUCGUCAUUGCGGACUGACUCGGGUCUGUCUACUGAUGAUACCUUGAUCGAAGACCACUCAAUGGCUCCCGAUACGCCUAUUUCGAAGUCCUCACAAGAACCACAAUCCGAAGAUACGACCACAUUCCUUCAGCAACGGACUCUACGAAAGCGUGUUGAGAAGGCACUGGCCGAGGAUGAGACACCGGCUGCGGCAAAAUCAACGCCCCAUGAAGGUUCCCGAAAAUCACUACGGCUAUCGACUCGCUCUAGUAUACUGGACAAGGCUUCGGACUUUUUGGAACGAGCCAACCGUGUUCUGGGUAAACGGUCCAGGGAGCUGAGUGACAAGGGCAAAGAGGUUGGUCGACGUGCCAGUCUUCGUCCCCGGGUUGCGCCAGCCAAGGAGGAAGCGCCAGUGCCAGCGCCAGCAGCAGAACCACCUGCUAAGAAGCGCCGGGUCUCUGAGAGUGAUCUCCUAGAUCUGAAGUCUAAGGAUGAAUCGCCACCAGCCGAGGAGCCUAUUGUCCCGCCUGUUCCCAAAUAUAGGCGUAAGACAUGGAUGAAACAUGGGUUGUACAGUGGACAGGAAGCAAGCAAUUCUCCUCCGAAACAGCGCAAGAGCAAAAAUUCUGAGAAAUCUAGUCUCGACAUUAUCAGGCAACGGCGCCAUCUCCCUAUGCCAAUAUUUGCCGGGGCUCGACUUAUAAAGACCCAAAGAGAUUAUGUUCUUCCUUUUGACAUUUUCUCCCCACUCCCACAGGGUCAACCCAAACCGGAUGAGUGGCGCAAGACCAACCACAAUGUUUUCGUUGGUGAUGCUGCCGGGGAAUGGAGAGCAAACAAGAAAGAAGAACUUUCUACUUGCAUGUGUGACGAGGACACUGGCUGUGAUGAUAAUUGCCAAAAUCGCUACAUGUUCUACGAGUGUGACAAUGGCAACUGCCGAUUGGGUGCAGAAUGUGGAAACCGAAAUUUCAGUGAGCUUAAGGCUCGAACAAAGGCUGGUGGCAAGUACAAUAUUGGUGUGGAGGUUAUAAAAACCGAGGAUCGAGGAUACGGUGUGCGUAGCAACCGGUCCUUCGAGCCAAACCAGAUCAUCGUGGAGUAUACUGGAGAAAUUAUCACUCAAUUCGAGUGCGAAAGGAGAAUGAGGAACGUUUAUAAGAACAACGAGUGCUAUUAUCUAAUGUACUUCGAUCAAAACAUGAUCAUUGACGCCACACGAGGAUCCAUUGCACGAUUUGUGAAUCACUCCUGUCAGCCGAAUUGCCGAAUGGAGAAAUGGACUGUUGGUGGCAAGCCACGAAUGGCUCUAUUUGCAGGAGACCGAGGGAUUAUGACUGGAGAUGAGCUGAGUUACGACUAUAACUUUGAUCCCUACUCCAACAAAAAUGUUCAAGAGUGCCGCUGCGGAGCACCGAACUGUCGUGGUAUUCUUGGACCCCGGCCGAAAGAUCGAGACCAGCGUGCCAAAGUAGAAGCGGCCAAUGAAAAGGAGGCCAAGAAUGCAGGCACGAAGCGAAAGCGCUCAACAGCGGCUGGAACCGCGACUGCUCAAGCAAAGAAGCGCAAGCUACCCAAUGCGAAAUCUAUUAAGGCCGGCGUCAAGAAAGCCGUAACGAAGGUCACAUCUGCGCGUGGUAAGACAACUACAAAGAAGACUACCACUACUACCACAGUCCGUGGGCAGACCAAGACCAAGACUGUCGAGAAGAAGAAGAAGACUGUCAAGUUGCCCACGGUCAAAGCUGCAUCCAGAGUCAAGGCUGCCAUCCGCGGUCCUCAACGAAAGGCAGCACCAGCUAAGGCCAAGGCCAAGGCAACAACUAAGGCCAAGGCAACUACAUCGCCGGCCAAAAAGACCAACCAGCUCAAGCGGCCUUCUCCUGAAACCAAGAAGAAGAUCCUCGCCAACGCUGCAAAGGGAGCCAAGUCCCCGGCCAAACCCCCGGCCAAAUCCCCGGCUAAGUCUCCUGCUAAGUCGCCAGCCAAAUCACUAGCCAAAUCACUAGCCAAGUCACCAGCGAAGUCACCAGCCAAGUCGCCAGCCAAGUCGCCAGCCAAAGCCAAAGCCGGAAAAGCCUCCACAAAACCUCCUCGCAAGCCCGCCGCGAGAAAGGCACCUUCUAAGACCCCCAUUAAGGCCAAGAUGCCCCCUUCCAAGGCGAAGGGUACAAUCAAGAGCCCGAGCAAGACUACCAAGGGGAAAAGCCUGAGCAGCAGCGUGAAAAGCGCAGCCCGUAGUGUUGUCCGAACUGUCAAGGGCGGCAAAAAAUAA